AUGUUAUUAGAAUUGAUAGUGUUGGCAAUUUUCUCAAUUUUCUUAUAUUAUUUUGCAUAUUAUGUUGUGCUACCAAAGUAUAGGAUGCAAUUUUAUAAGAACCAGGGACUUAAAGAGUAUGAAUUCAGACCUGUUUAUGGAUGGCUUACAGAUAUUACACUGAUGAAGAGGAAUCAAUGGAACGAUUGUCUUUACUAUAUUAAACGUCUUAGUCAAAACCCUGAUUAUAAAGAUUAAGAUAUUAUUCUUAGUAACCUUGCUGAUCAAGCUCUCCUUACUUUAAUUAAUCCAGAGCUUAUUAAUGAAUUUCUUUAGAGAUAGAAUGAAUAUAUAAAAUACUAAUUGCCUGUGUAAGGUAUUGAGGAUUUCUUAGGCAAUGGACUAUCAAGAUAGUAUGGAGAAAAAUGGAAAAAUGGAAGAAAAGUAAUUUCUAACAUGUUUACUUUUGAAAAUAUUACUGCUCAAUUAUAAAGAGUCAAAGAAAUUUCACGCAAAUACAUUAAUAAUGAAGAUACUGAAAAAUUUAAUAUCAAAUAUGUCUUUGAGAAGAUUUCUGGAUCUUAAAAUCUUUAAGUUUUGCUUGGAGCAGAAGUAGAAAAGUACAAAGACAGUGAAGGAAGACACCUUGGUGAAUGCGUCCAGUAAUUGUCAAACGAUAUUUGUGCUCUUUACAUUUCACCAUUCGCGAUGAUUUUUGGCUAAAAAAUACUUAAAUGGAAUUUAAGAGAAGCUGAUCGUUAAAUUUAAAAACGUAUGAAAGACAUGCGCGAAUUAAUGACUAAAAUUUUAAUUGACUGCGUAAAUCAUGAAAAAGAUCCUUCUUAUGAAGCUAAAUUUCCUAGUUACAUCACAUUCUUGCUAAGGGCUGGCUAUUUAUAAACUGAUGAAGAAAUUAAUGAUCUUAGAGCCACUGCUUUUAGUAUAUUCUUGGGAGCUAAAGAAAGUACAAGCAAGUUAGCUAACAUGACAAUCUACAAUUUGAUAAAGCAUCCAGAAUAAUACAAAUUGGUAUAUGAUGAAAUACAAAAAUAUGUUAGUCACGACGAUUACAAUUACCUUGACAUUUAAAAGCUUAAUCACCUGCAAGCAAAUAUCAAAGAAACAUAAAGAACAGACCCAUCUUCUGCCUUUUUAAGAUUAAGAGUAGCUUAGAAUGACCAUACACUUGGAAAAUAUUAAAUUAAAAAAGGCAGUAUCAUCAAUGUUGGUUAUCUCGCUAACUUUUACAAUGAGAAAUACUUCAGGGAUCCUUUUACUUACAAUCCAAGUCGUUGGUUUGAUAAGUAAGAAGACCUCAAAAUUAAAGAAAAUCACUUCGUUUUCAUUCCUUUCUCUGCAGGAUCAAGAAAUUGUAUUGGAUAACAUUUAGCUACUAUGUAAAUAAAAGUUAUGAUUGUAGAAUUUAUCAAGAAAUUCCACUUACCUCAAAUCCCUCCUGAUUUCGAUGAUGAAAAGACAAUGAUUUAAUCAUAUGGCUUUAAAAAUCCUCUAAUCGUUAAAUUAUAAAAGAGAAGUUGA
This is a messenger RNA of Tetrahymena thermophila SB210, 1518 nucleotides long. RefSeq names its product cytochrome P450 family monooxygenase. The record is from RefSeq and is a predicted model, not a curated record. The transcript has a single exon. NCBI's taxonomy places the organism in Eukaryota, Ciliophora, Oligohymenophorea, Hymenostomatida, Tetrahymenidae. Gene Ontology annotation, molecular function: heme binding; monooxygenase activity; iron ion binding.